AACCAAAGAACAUUCCGUUUGUUUCUUUGUCUUUUUUUUUUUUAUGACAAAACAAGAUUUGACAAGAGAAUUAGACGAUUACAUAAAGACAACACAACCUGAUCAAGAUUGGACACUGGAUGAAGAGAAAGGUGUCUAUGUGAUGCAUUCAAAACGACUUGUCAUGUACCAACAUCAAGAUCAAUGGAUCUGUGGUGACUAUGAUACAGUGUAUGCAUCCCGUUAUGUGUUUGACGCCACUAUACAAGCCUGGUUAGACACUGUCACGAACGAAUAUUCAGUCUAUGACGAAUCUACACAAUCGUAUAUACCACUCACGGAUGCUUAUUGGUCAGGUCAACCACAUAGCAACCAUUCUCUACGCCUGGUCAUCGAAUCCUCACCGUUUUUUAAAUCAGGCCAAGUUGCUUUGUUAGAUGAGAACGGACUCAGUAUAGGGCGUGAUCGUGCAUGGGACAAUCGACUUCGACUACCCGAGAUGAUGGUCAGUAAAUACCACGCCAAGAUCUUUUAUGAAAAAGAUACAUUCUACAUUAUUGAUCAUGGAUCCCAACAUGGCACUUUUUUGAAUGACGAUCGUUUAUCAGAACCCAAACAGAGCAGUUUACCUCAUGAAUUAAGGCACUUGGACAAGGUGCGUAUUGGAUCGACUGUAUUGCAAGCACAUGCACACACAACAGGCUGGCCCUGUCAAACAUGUAUUGCCACAACAUUGAUUGAUACAACACAUGGUAAAAAGAAAAAGCCUAAUACAUCUUUAAAAUCAGAAGAUUUAGAAACAAGUCGAAAAGAAUGGAUUAAGCAAGCAAAAAAGAUGUAUUUAGACCCACUUCCUACAACAAACUAUAUUGACCGUGCACACAUACGAAGAAAGACAACACUACCAGAAAAGUUUAUGGCUGAUAAACCUGAAUAUACCCCCUCUCGUACUCAUAUGACGACGACGACGACGACGACUACUACUGUCCAUACACCUGUAAGUGGUAUUGGCAACAAAAUGUUGCAAAAACUAGGCUGGCAAAAAGGUACUCGCCUUGGUAAAAACCAAGAUGGUAUUAUGGAACCUAUUUUAGCUAUUGGCCAAUCUACAACUCGCUUAGGUUUAGGCCACACACAAAAAAGAAAAUAAAACAAC
Molecule: messenger RNA, 1135 nt
Organism: Gilbertella persicaria
Lineage: Eukaryota; Fungi; Mucoromycota; Mucoromycetes; Mucorales; Choanephoraceae
Product: SMAD/FHA domain-containing protein
Exons: 1
Coding region: 44-1129 (361 amino acids)
Molecular function (GO): nucleic acid binding; protein binding
Source: RefSeq, a predicted model, not a curated record